Molecule: messenger RNA, 511 nt
Organism: Medioppia subpectinata
Lineage: Eukaryota; Metazoa; Arthropoda; Arachnida; Sarcoptiformes; Oppiidae
Source: the annotation of a GenBank genome assembly
CACGUCAAUAUGACACUACUCCACGACAUUAACGCCAAACUGGCGCCCAAUGACCCCCUCAGACGCCAAUGGAGUCAAACCGUUGGCCAACAGUUGGAUGACUUGCGCCGGGCGUUCACUGACAACGGGUUUGUCAUUGAUUUGAUUAAAGUCCAUCCCGACAGCGACCGUAUGCCUCGUCAGCAUAUAAUUGAUUUUAUGCCAAAUAUGAUGAACGGGUGGCGAAAUUAUUUCGAUACCGACAAACAGUUUGAAAGCGACAAAAAUGAUUUAAUGGAAAUAGUGUUCGACUCGUCAACCAAUCCCGAAGCCGAACGGCCCGACCCGAAGGCGUGGUCACACUUUCUGGCCAAUGAGAGCAUCACCGAAGUGGUUAAGACUGAACAAAUUGUUCAAAUUGUUUGCCAUACAAUUUAAUUGCGCGAAACAUCAGUUGUAUUGUAAUAGAGAAGCGAUUUAAUAAAUUCUAUGAACUUCUAAUUUAAAGUCUAUUCAUUACAGAACAAUACAC